AUGGCUACCCCUAGUGUUCUAGUCUUUGACGCUGAGGGUCGGGCCAUUGACUUUGAGGUCUGGGUGGAUGACCUGCAGCUGUUCUUACAGUGCGAUAGGGCAGAUGGUCUCUCUCUCUUUGACCUCACCUCUGGCGCCUCCACUGCCCCUGCUGCUGACGCCGACACCACUGUUCGCUCCCAGUGGGCCACGCGCGACGCUGCUGCACGUCUUGCUGUGCGUCGCCACCUCCCUACCUCCGAGCGUGCACACUUUAGUCAGUACAAGAGUGCUCAGACCUUGUACGACGCUGUAGUUGCGCGCUACUCCUCCCCUGCCACUGCUGCACUGAGCCGUCUCAUGCUACCGUACCUCUUUCCUGACCUUGCUGCCUUUCCCACAGUCGCUGACCUCAUUACGCACCUCCGCACUAGUGACACUCGCUACCGCGCUGCACUCCCUGCUGGCUUCUGCGCCAAGAACCCCCCCCCCAUGUACAUCACUCUUUACUACAUAGUCACUCGCCUUCCUGACUCCCUUCGCGUAGUCAGGGACCACUUUCUCUCUGUCUGUCCCACCACUCUCACUGUUGACCUCCUCGAGAAGUCCCUCCUAGCGGCCGAGAAGAGCAUAGUCGCUGUAGGGGCCUCUCGUGGUGACCCGCGCACCCCCAUCUUUGAGGGGUGUUCCCCCUCCCCCCUUCUGCCCUCUGUUGCCUCUGCUGCUGCGGCCGACCUCCUUGGUCUUGAGUCGGUCGGUGUGGCGUCUGCCCCUAGUGGGAGACGCCGCUCUGGCAAGGGCAAGGGGGGCAAGGGCGCUGGAGGAGCGAGCGGGGGCGGUGGAGGUGGAGGUGGCGGCAGUGGGGGGAGUGGGGGUGGCGGUGGGAGUGGAGGUGGGGGUGGAGGAGUCGGUGGCGGCAGUGGAGGCGGAGGUGUCGGCGGCGGUGGCAGUGGGAGCGGGGGUGGCGGAGGUGGCGGCGGCGGAGGCGGAGGUGGAGGCGGCGGCAGUAGCGGAGGCGGCGGAGGCGGAGGAGGCGGCGGGGGUGGAGGUGGUGCUGGUCGCGGGUCUUCGCAGAGGAGUGGCUCCGGUGGUGGCUCGCGCCAGCAGCAGCAGCGUGGUCGUGACACCUUGUCCCCUCAGCAGCUUCGUGAGUGGGCGGGUGUUGCCAUCUAUGAUCUUGACUUUGAUGCUAUUCUCUCUGCCAUGUAUGCUGUGUCUAUUAGUGAUGAGGGUGACUGUUACCGGUGUUUCCCGCCCGAUCCGGGUAUUGAGACUGCUGCUCUAGGUCCUGGUGAGGCUGCUGCCCUAGGUGCUUGCGACGCUGCUGCCCUAGGUGCUCGUGUGUCUGCGUCCUCAGGUACUGGUGAGUCUGCGCUCUCAGGUACUACGUCGGCUUCGGCCUCCCUCACCUUCACCCUUGACUCUGGGGCGUCUCGCUCCUUCUUUAGGGACCGCACCACACUCACACCGCUGAGUCGACCGGUUGCAGUGUCUCUGGCUGACCCCUCUGGGGGUCCUGUCCUGUCUCGCUUCUCCACAGUCCUCCCGUGUCCGGCGGCUCCCUCUGGCACCCUGUCUGGUCUCUACCUCCCCUCGUUCUCUACGAACCUGGUGAGUGGUGCUGACCUACAGGAUGCGGGUGUACACCAGUUCACUCCUGCGCGUCAGCGGGUGACGCACUGUACAGAGGCUCGCACAGGCCGACACCUGGCUACGUUUACCCGUCAGCCGGGGUCGAGCCUGUACACACUGACCACUGCGUCUCCUCCCGUUACUGAGUCUGGUAGAGUCGCUUCGUCGGGUCAGGUGUUUGCUGCUGCGUCCAGGUCUGGUCCUGAGUCUGCCCCCUGUUCUUGUCGUCUCCUGUCUCACGAGACUCUUCUCUGGCACCACCGUCUUGGUCACCCCUCUCUGCUUCGGCUCAGAGGCAUGGCCUCCCGUCUUCUAGUGUCUGGUCUCCCCCGGUCCCUCCCUCCCCUUCCUCAGGGCCCUGGCCCUACCUGUGUCCCCUGUGUCGAGGGGCGCCAGCGUGCUGCCCCUCACUCCUCCCAGUUUCCUCCGACAGAGGCCCCGUUGCAGACGCUCCACAUGGACGUGUGGGGCCCAGCCCGCGUCCGUGGGCAGGGUCACGAGCGCUACUUCCUGCUCGUUGUUGACGACUACUCGCGUUACACCGCAGUUUUCCCCUUGCGCGGCAAGGGUGAUGUCACUGAGGUGCUGAUCGACUGGAUCCGCGCAGCUCGUCUCCAGCUCAGGCAGAGCUUUGGCUCCGACUUUCCUGUUCUGCGUCUGCACUCGGACAGAGGCGGAGAGUUCUCCUCUGGCCUUCUGCGAGCCUACUGUCGUGCACGAGGCAUCCGUCAGACCUUCACGCUCCCGGACUCUCCGCAGCAAAAUGGGAUUGCUGAGCGCCGCAUUGGCAUGGUCAUGGACGUCGCUCGUACGUCUAUGAUGCAUGCGGCUGCCCCCCAUUUUCUGUGGCCGUUUGCGGUGAGGUACGCGGCACGUCAGAUCAACCUUCACCCCAGGGUCUCCAGACCGGAGACCUCCCCAGCCUUGCUGUGGACCGGGAAGGUGGGCGAUGCGUCGGCGUUCCGGGUCUGGGGAUCUCGGGCGUUUGUCCGCGACUUGUCUGCGGACAAACUGUCCCCUCGUGCUGCUCCUUGCGUCUUCCUGGGGUUCCCCCCAGACGCGCCUGGGUGGCAGUUCUACCACCCCACCUCUCGCCGUGUUCUGUCCUCUCAGGACGUCACGUUCGACGAGUCGGGUCCUGCCCCUUCAGGUGUGUCCCAGGUAGACGCAGUCGAGCCUGUCGAGGUCACUGGUGACUCUGGUGCUGCUGGGGGUGCUGAGCCUGGGGGUGCUGGGCCUGGGGGUGCUGGGCCUGGGGGUGCUGAGCCUGGGGGUGCUGAGUCUGGGGGUGCUGAGUCUGGGGGUGCUGAGCCUGGGGGUGCUGAGCCUGGGGGUGCUGAGCCUGGGGGUGCUGAGCCUGGGGGUGCUGAGUGUGGGGGUGCUACGCCUGGGGGUGCUUUGCCUGGGGGUGCUGGACCUGGGAGUGCUGCACCUGGAGGUCCUCCGCCUCGAGUUUCUACGCGUGCUUUGUCUCGCCGGGAGCCACUCUCUCCACAGGAGCUGCGCGAGUGGUUUGCCCGGCGCUGGAGCCGUGCUGCUGGUGCUGGAGGUUCGUCGGCUACUGAGGGUGCUGCUGUUGCGGGUCCCGGAGGUGCUCGUACUGGGAGUACUGGAGCUGCUGGGCCUGCGGGUUCGACUGGAGCUGGUGCUGCUGAGGGUGUUGUCGCUGAGACUACCACUGGCGGUCCUGCUGGGGGUGCUCCUGGUGUUGCUCGAGGUUCUGGAGCUACUGGAGGUGCUGCUGGAGCGGGUGCUCCUGCUGGGGGUACUGGUGCUGUCCCUGCUGUUUCUGGCGUAGCUACGCGGCCUCGACCGUACUUCGUUCCACUCCUGCAGCAGGUUCUUGGUCUUCCGCCCUCUCCUGGUCCUCCUCCUCUCUUGGAGGGUCCACAGCCUGUCCCGUCGCGGUCACUGCUACAGCCUACCUCCCCUUUGCCUGCUCCUUCUCCCUACACUGGUCCUACUGGAGGUCUUACUGAGCGUCGUGAGCCUGCGUCUCGCCCUGCGUCGCCUGUCCGUGCUGCUCGCGCUAGUGGUCGUGGUUCGCGUCAGCGUCCUCCUCCUGUCCCUGGCACGCACAGGAUGUCUCUGCGUCCGUCUACUGCUCCUCUGCGUGCCCCUUUGCCUUCUCCUCCUGAGUCCUCUCUUCCUGCUCUUCCCGACCCUGCGUCGGACUCUCUUCGUGCUGCCAGUCCUACUGUCACGCGUCUCCUUGCUACUGUCGUCACUGACCCUUCCUUCGAGUCUACUGCUGCGUCUGCCCUAGUUACUGAGCUCGUCGACUUUGCUGCUCGCUGUCGCCUAGACUACGCUGCUAGUCUUGUCGCUGAGUCUGGGUCUGCCUGUCCUCCGUCAGUCGGGGGUGAGUGUGCCCUUGGCACGGACGUCCUUGAGGACAGGCAGGAGGAGUUCCAGUGUCUGGCAGCUACUUCACCUCAUCUCGUGUCCGUACUGCUUACCCCUGAGGGAGACCCGGAUGCACUUGACAUCCCGACUCCGCGCUCUUACGCGGAGGCGAUAGAGGGUCCCUACUCCUCUCAGUGGCAGGCAGCUAUGGAUGCAGAGAUGGCUUCCUGGAAGUCCACAGGCACCUACGUUGACGCUGUCCCCCCUCUUGGGGCGAACAUCGUCAGUGGCAUGUGGAUCUUCAGGGUGAAGCGGCCGCCGGGUUCUCCGCCUGUCUUCAAGGCACGUUACGUGGCUCGUGGCUUCAGUCAGCGACAGGGAGUUGACUACUUUCAGACCUUCUCCCCCACCCCGAAGAUGACCACUCUUCGGGUGCUGCUACACGUUGCUGCUCACCGUGACUACGAGCUGCACUCUCUCGACUUCAGCACUGCUUUCUUGCAGGGCAGCCUGCACGAGGAGAUCUGGCUGCGCCGCCCACUUGGCUUCACUGGGUCUUUCCCUCCUGGUACCCAGUGGAGUCUCCGGCGUCCAGUCUACGGUCUCCGCCAGGCGCCACGUGAGUGGCACGACACACUGAGGACUACGCUUGCGGCUCUUGGGUUUGCUCCUUCUACUGCCGACCCGUCGCUGUUUCUACGCACCGACACCUCUCUGCCGCAGUUCUACAUCCUCGUGUACGUCGACGACUUGGUCUUUGCCACAGCUGACACUGCUGGACUCGCCCACGUGAAGUCCGAGCUGCAGAAGAGACACACGUGCACAGACCUGGGUGAACUGCGCAGCUACCUUGGCUUGCAGAUCACCCGGGACAGAGCACGCCGCACCAUUACCCUGACUCAGUCACACAUGGUGCAACAGGUCCUUCAGCGCUUCGGCUUCACGUACUCCUCGCCUCAGGCCACUCCUCUGCCUACUCGCCACUCACUCUCAGCUCUGCCUUCGGAUGAGUCAGUAGAGUCGAGUGGCCCGUAUCCAGAGCUUGUUGGCUGCCUCAUGUACCUGAUGACCUGCACACGACCUGACCUUGCAUACCCUCUUAGCAUUCUUGCACGCUAUGUUGCUCCUGGGAGACACCGACCAGAGCACAUGGCUGCAGCGAAGAGGGUGUUGCGAUACUUGUGCAGUACGUCGGGCAUGGGACUAGUGCUUGGAGGGCGGAGUCCAGUGGUCCUCACUGGGCACGCGGACGCUUCUUGGGCUGACGACCAGGCUACGCAGCGGUCGUCGCAGGGUUACACCUUCAGUCUUGGUUCCGGCUCUGUCUCGUGGCGAGCUACUCGCUCGUCCUCUGUUCUCGGCUCCAGUUGUGAGGCUGAGAUCUACGCCGGGGCCAUGGCUGCACAGGAGCUUCGCUGGCUCACCUACCUGCUGACUGACCUUGGAGAGCCGCCUCGUUCUCCUCCAGUGCUGUACGUAGACAACAAGGCCAUGCUGGCCUUGUGUCGAGAGCAGCGCUUGGAGCACAGAACGAAGCACAUUGCUCUCCGUUACUUUCUUGCUCGUGAGCUGCAGCAGCGUGGUCAGUUGCGACUUGCGUACGUGGCCUCUCAGGCCAACACUGCUGAUGUGUUCACCAAGGCACUUGCGCCUUGUGACCAUCAGCGCUUCUGCACUCAGCUGGGUCUUGUACCUGUCUUGCCUCACUUGCUCUCCUCUUGA
This is a messenger RNA of Closterium sp. Naga37s-1, 5679 nucleotides long. The record is from the annotation of a GenBank genome assembly. NCBI's taxonomy places the organism in Eukaryota, Viridiplantae, Streptophyta, Zygnematophyceae, Desmidiales, Closteriaceae.